This is a messenger RNA of Owenia fusiformis, 2243 nucleotides long. The record is from the annotation of a GenBank genome assembly. Lineage: Eukaryota; Metazoa; Annelida; Polychaeta; Sabellida; Oweniidae.
AUUUGAAAAAGGUAAAAGAGUUUUCUACUAGAACCUUAUACUGAACGGGGACUGAACUGAAUUUCAAUUUCUGUCCUGAACGGAAUCGUAAACCUAGGAUUAAGAAUCCCAGCCCAAACGUUAUGGUGUAAGAGAGCCUUGGAUAUUGACAAUAUAGAAGUCAAAACUUAAUAUACACAGAUGACUUGUGACGUCGGAGAAGCCAAUAGUGAUUAUUAGGUGAUACUACUGACUUUAAAGAAGACAAUACAAUAGCAAAAUACACUAUGAUACAAAAUGGUUAAACGAUUCAAGAUUGUCUGCAUGUUGGUAGCUGUAAUGAGCUCAGUGCAGCUAAUGUUAUUCGUCAAUAUUCAAAAAGGAAAUGUCGAUCGUGCAAUUUUACAAUUUGACUCACUCAUUGGAGAUUUGCCUAAAAAGCUCUCACUCCCACGUGAACAAUUCCAAGAUGGCGGCUCACUUUGUGUUGCGAUAUUGACAGGAGCUCCAUCUGGUGAACGGAAAAAAUCAGCACCUCGCUUAUUACGUAAUUUAAUUGAAUUUGCUGAGAUACCAACCGAAAACAUACAUGUAUUUUAUGAAAAUAUUGAUCCUAUGGAUCUAAGUUAUGAUCUGAAAAGACUUGAAAUUCUGCUCAAUCCAGCUACUAAGCCUAACUCUAUCUCUAAUAUCGGCAUACCUAAGAUCAAUGCCCACAAAAUUAACUAUACAGGAUUACCCUAUAAGCUGAAAAAACACAGACUGAUUACCUUUAACUAUAAAUUCAUGCUAGAUAGGAUAUUCAAAGAUUUAAGAUACAAUUACUGCACGAUAUUAGAGGAUGAUUUGAUUUUAUCUAUGGACGCUGCAGAUUAUUUAAAAGCUGGGAUGAAAUUAAUGGAGAAAGACUCAACAAUUAUGUCCGUGUCACUAUUCAACGAUAAUUCUUUCAGCUGGUGUGCAAGUAAUGAUACAUUUUUCCAUCGAGUGGAACACUUUGGAGGACUUGGUUUUCUUAUGUCAGGAAGACAUUACGUGGGUAAAAUCAGUUCGAAGCUAAACACAGAAGUGCCAGCCCUACCUUGGGAUGAAACAUUUCAACGUGAACUUGGACGAUAUAAAAUGGUGACUAUUUUUCCCGAACUCUCGCGUUCAUUACAUGUUGAAAACCAAGAAAUUAAUGUCCCUAGUGAUCUACGUAUACCUCGUGACGACACGGAGGCUAUAUCGAUGUAUAAUGGUCCACGUAUUCAACACAUCCUCGACACUUUAGGAGAAAGUGAUUAUGAUGAAUUCAUUACACAAUUCGUCCGUGGGGCUUAUAAAAUUGAACAUAUUGAAGAUGUGGCAUUUUUCUCUCAUAGUCAAGAUAAGCGCGUACUUAAUUUUGUAUUCCCAAACUGUGACAGCCCAGAAGAGCUGAACUCAAUGAUGGUAGCACGUGGACUUGUUGGCUUUGGGAAUGGAGGAAUCGUUAGAGGCGCUUAUAAGGAUACAAUAUUCUUGCGUCCAUUUGGGAAUCAAGUUCUUAUAGUUUGCAAGCCUUCCAUUUGGCACGGAGUUGCCAGCACCGCUCCGAGUGCAACGGAUCUUAUACGUACAUUUGUCAAUGGAAUUACAUUGAAGCGUCUCGAACGAACAAUGGGGCGCCCAAAAAUGGGUAUCCUAUACAGUUUAGAAAACAAUGAAUUUCAAAUACGAAAGGGUAAAAGUGGACAGUCGUGUUUUGAUGUAUGUGCUGCCAACAAUGAAGUCUGUGAUAGAAUUGGAAUAUCUAUGCUUGAUACAAACUGUGGGGUCCUAAGGGCAUUAUCUUCCGACUAUAACAAUUGCAAGGAGUCUCCUUUGACUAUAUAUAAGAGUCUGGAAUUCUAUCUACCGGCGAUGGACCCAGACGGAGACUGGUUGAUUUCUAGGAAAAUCCCUUCAUUUUAUUUCUAUAAUUGCUAUGCAGCUAAUUCAGAAUUUAGUAGAAUAUGUGCAUGUAAAUAGAUUAGAAUAAUAAAUAAAUAUAAUUUUAACCCUGUCUAUAUUUCAAUAGAUUUACAUUUACUAAGCUUGUAAUCGCGAUGCAACGUUCGGCUGUCGGCUACUGGAUUACUAGUUACCUACUAUUUUACGACCAAAUUAAUCAAAUAUGAAUGGAAUAGUGACAGGUACUAUUCAUGUCUAAACGAGUUGCCUUUAAAAUAGUAGGUUAAUCAGGUAGCCGACAGCCGAAAGUUGCAUUCGCGAAUGCAAGCAAAGUAUCGCACAUCAUUCCU